Dibothriocephalus latus is the source of this 378-nucleotide messenger RNA. NCBI's taxonomy places the organism in Eukaryota, Metazoa, Platyhelminthes, Cestoda, Diphyllobothriidea, Diphyllobothriidae. The record is from the annotation of a GenBank genome assembly.
AUGCGGGGCGGUCGCGACAACGCCACGCUCUCACAGGACUCAAAUUACUUUUGUACUCUGCACUCGGCACCUUUUCAAGUAGAUUGUGAUCCUGUGGUGUCCAGGGCCUCCAAGCGUAUAUCACAUAUGCGAGAUGCAGCCUUCCAAACGUAUUUAAGCAUUCUGAAAAGCAAUCUUCAGUUAAAAAUUAUGGACGAGGCCCUGCCUGAUGACUGGGCCUCAGGCAUCCUUAUUCCUGUCUACAAGAAGGGAGAUAAAACAAGAUGCACGAACUACCGUGGUAAAAGUCUCAUUGACUUCGUUGCGAAAAUAUUCGUUAGUGUUUUCCUCAGGCGAUUCCAGUCUGUGCGUGACUCUUCUUGGCCUAACCAAGCCUGA